This is a messenger RNA of Telopea speciosissima, 692 nucleotides long. RefSeq names its product protein phosphatase inhibitor 2. The transcript has 6 exons. Gene Ontology annotation, biological process: regulation of signal transduction. Lineage: Eukaryota; Viridiplantae; Streptophyta; Magnoliopsida; Proteales; Proteaceae. The record is from RefSeq and is a predicted model, not a curated record. The coding region runs from base 180 to 677 and encodes 165 amino acids. Gene Ontology annotation, molecular function: protein phosphatase inhibitor activity.
UCUCAGCCGGGGCAUCCUCAACCUCUGGAGAACUCUCGUCGACACGACCCGCGACCUCUUUUUUCUGGGCAUCAUUGUGGUUGUUAAAGAGCUUUCCGCCGUCGACUAGAUUCAGAACAGGUUCCUCUGGCAAUUUCUUGCUGUGUUUGGGUCAUUUAAGAGAUCGGUCACCUAAAGAAAUGGGGGGGCGUGUAAGAUGGGAUGAGGCUAACUUAGGAGAAAUUGAGAAAAAUAAACCUGUAAGGCAGAAAAUCACGGAGCCCAAGACACCAUACCAUCCCAUGAUUGACGAUGAUGGAUCCCUAUCUCCUGUACGGCAUUUUGAUGAAUGCCUUGAUAAUGCUGAGCAUGCUGAUGCCAUAAGGACUGCCUUGAAUGAUGUAGCUUCAUCAAGUAGAAAUAACUCUAUGAGGUCUGGGGGCUGGACAUCUUCUGAGGAUGAGGCAGACGCCAUGGAACAAGAUGAUGAAGACUCUGAAACAGAUAGAAGCGGUAUGAGUUUUCGGGAGCACAGAAGAGCACAUUAUGAUGAAUACCGGAAGGUGAAAGAACUGCAACGGGAGGGAUCUUUUCUACAUGACGAUGAUGAGGAUGGUAAUGGUAAGGUGGUGGAAGGGGCUCCAACGGUCAAUGGUGCAAGGGAAAUAGAAAUUGAUUCACCGGUCAAUGGGGCUUGAGAUGCUAACCAGCAA